AUGUCAAGACAGAGCUCUACUAAUGGCGGUAGUAUUAAGAUUUCUUCUGUGCAACCUAGUGACAGUAAUAAACGAGAUCAGAAUGAGAGAUCUAGUGACGGUACAACUUCCAGUAAAGUGAGUAUUCACUCACAAACAAUUCAAUGGGGUCACCAUCAUAAUAAGCGAGGUUCAGACUCUUCUAUAGAUUUAUCAAUGCCUCGUUGUAUGAAAUCUACUCCAGCGGAUCCUCACAUAUCAGAUGUUACUUCUGUGUCGAUGAUUGCGAACGAUCCAACUAAUGAUUCUAUAAAUGAUUUGAAAUCCAUGGCAAUAACGACAAGUCCUGGUACUCCCCUGGAAUCACCGUUGAAGAAUAGACAGUUUGGAUCCCUAAGUGAAACUAACUCUUCAUUCUUUGAUAAUAUCAUGUCUUCGUUUAACUUUAAUAAAUUCGCAAAGGAUUCCGAGACAGAUAUUAGUCCAGAAGAAUCAUCUGCAGGGUUUACAUAUGCAUCACAAAUUGAUGACAGGGAUUUCCAUACAUUAUUUAAACUGAUCCCCUUGCAAGAGAAGCUCGUAAAGCUUUUCGAUUGCAAUUUACAUAGAAAUUACCCAUAUAAGGGUAAACUUUACGUCACAGAGGAUCAUUUGUGUUUUAAUUCAACAGUAUUGGACUGGUUAGCCCAAAUACAAAUACCUGUUAGGGAAAUAAGAUCUUUGACGACGAAUAAACAGAAUUCGAUAUAUGAUGAUGAAAUAUGUGUAGAGACUUCCCUUGGUAUGACUAGAUUUAACGGGUUCCAGAACUUAGAAACAACAUUCCAAACUCUAAAAAUGCUUGUCAAUAAUUAUAAAGAAGUAGAUCCUGUGCUUUAUACAGAUGAUAGUAAAAAAGGAACAGAUCUAUUGAACUAUUCGGUUGGAUUGAAUCCUCCUGUGAUUCAAAAAUCUUCAAUAGUAGCUGGGGCUGAGACUAACCCCAUUGGUAAAUCAAGUAUUAAACUUUUAACUAGUCUUGAAGCUACAAAGAAUACCAGAAACGAUGAUGAAGACAUUGAGAAUAUAAUAAGAUCUAUAGACGAGACUUCCUCUAACUCAAGUGGGAUAUCUGUAGAUGCUGACGAGGAUGAUGAUACCACAGUUAAAGAUAUCAAAGUACCUAUUUACAAGUUAAACGAGAGUGCUUCGGAUUAUUUACUGAUUGACUAUGCCGGUCCACUUUACAAUAAUUCAAAACUCACUAGUAAUAUCCCCACAAGGUCUGUAGAUGAGUAUCUCCUGGCUGAUAUUGAACUGUCCUGUGCGCCUGGGAUGCUCUUUGAUUUCGUGUUUAAUGAAACUAAACCGACAUUUUUACACGAAUUCUUGAAGAAACAAGAUUCAUCAAACUUCACAGAUAUUGGCAAAUUCCAAAUUAAUGAUUCUGGUCAGAAAACAAGAGAGUAUUCAUAUCAAAAGCAAUUACAUUUCCCUGUUGGUCCCAGUACUACGAAAUGUAAUGUAGAGGAACAAAUUGUGCAUUACGAUAUAAAUGAUUAUAUUGAACUAAUUAAUACAACUAGAACUCCAAAUGUACCUAGUGGAACGAAUUUUUCAACUAAGACAAGAUAUAUUAUCCAAUGGCAUGAUUCUACAAGAUGCAAACUUCAGUUAUCAUUUUGGGUAGAAUGGACUGGUUCCUCUUGGAUCAAAAAUAUGGUAGAGUCUAGUUGUAAGAGUGGAUUAGUCUCAUCAACAAUAGAUUUCAUUAAUUUGAUUGAAAACUAUGUUGAAGAGCAUACAAUCCUAGAUUACAUGGUGAUUGAUAAAACUAUUUCAACUUCGAAGACAAGAGAAAAUUCUCCUUCAAUAUCAAAGGGUAAUUCUCCAGACACAGAGAGCGUUAUUGUAACCUCCCAAAAUAAUGAACCAACUGCAACUUCGAAUUCAAUAUUCACCAGCCCUUCAGUGAUGACAAUACUCUUUGUACUAAAUAUUAUAUUGUUUCUGAUUUUGUUAUAUGCUUUGUGGAGUAUAAACAAAAAGAUGAACAAACUAAUUGAAUUUCAACUCUAUAAUACAGACGGAAUUGAAGCUACAACUGAGGCAUUGUUCGAAACACCUGUUAGGAGCGACAUGUUAAAAUCCCACGAUCAGCAACAUAUGUUUCUACAGUCACUAAGGUCAUUACUAGGUAUUACAUCUAAUGCUCACAAGAACAAAAAUUCUCCAGAAUUAUCAGAGAAGAUUCUCGAUAAGUUGACGAGAUUGCUUGCAUCGCAUGAGGUAGAUGAAUGA
Messenger RNA from Maudiozyma barnettii, 2259 nucleotides. RefSeq names its product Lam6p (gene LAM6). The record is from RefSeq and is a predicted model, not a curated record. Bases 1 to 2259 code for a protein of 752 amino acids. NCBI's taxonomy places the organism in Eukaryota, Fungi, Ascomycota, Saccharomycetes, Saccharomycetales, Saccharomycetaceae. The transcript has a single exon. Gene Ontology annotation, cellular component: endoplasmic reticulum-plasma membrane contact site; cortical endoplasmic reticulum; mitochondrion. Gene Ontology annotation, biological process: intracellular sterol transport. Gene Ontology annotation, molecular function: sterol transfer activity; sterol binding.